Mesorhabditis belari is the source of this 1104-nucleotide messenger RNA. The record is from the annotation of a GenBank genome assembly. Lineage: Eukaryota; Metazoa; Nematoda; Chromadorea; Rhabditida; Rhabditidae.
AUGUUUCUCAAAACUUUCGCAAUUUUCCUGUUUAUCGCCAUUCGUUUUGUCAUGGCGACUCUGCCCGUUUGCACGACUUGCCCGGUUAACGGAAUCUGGUCACCGUGGGCAGACCACACGACUUGCACGAAAGGCUGUGGAUUUUACGGGAAAAAAGCCCAGACCAGGACGUGCGAAUCUUGGGGUUAUGGCUGUGGAUGCCAAGGUGUCUACUCUCGAAUUGUCCCAUGUACGGCCAACGCUUGUCCAACAGCUCCAUUCUGCGCGGCAGGACAUGCAAGGUUUCUCAAUCCACUCACGAAAAAAUUUCUCUGCAAGGCCAUCAAAAGACCCGAUGAUUAUGCGGCGCCAAAAUGCGCUUUGACUAAGAAGAUGCAUCCUUGUCCUUGCCCACCAGGAGGAGUUUGGUCGAACUGGUUUUCGGACCUGAAUUGCCCGUACAACGGCACUUGGCCGUGCGGUCUUUGUCAGACGCAUACCGAUCACAGAGUUUGUCAAUCGACUCAAGCCGGAUGCCCAUGCGUUGGCCCUUCAAAUCGGACAGCUAAGUGUUCGGCAUCGCCCUGUUCAGGCAACGGAGGUCGUACUCCAUGCUGUGGUGGUUAUUCAUUGGUGAGGACGAUUAGCGGUCCAGACAAGAUCAAAAGUGAGCCGUUGUGCGGUCCCUCGUUGCCCGACGAUCCGGUCAUCGCACUGCCUGCCUGCAUGCCGACAAGCACAACCACUACUACCACCACCACGACUCCAAUAUGCACAAGUGGCUGUCCAGAGAAUUUCAUCGAACGCGUUUACACUGUCGACAACAGCACCUUCAAUGUCACAUAUUCAACCGAUGAGAAUGGCUGUCAGAUUGCCAACUAUAUCUGCUCUCCCACGCCAAAUACUACCUCUGCUUGGUUUGGUGUGAUUGCACAAGGAGACUGGGACUAUAUGCACAAUGUCGAUUACGACUAUUUAGAUGAUGAAAAGGUGGCGGGACCGGUCACAUCGACAGCCGACAAAUAUUUCCGUUGUGCUGUUGGACCCAAGGGUCCGAAAUGGCAAUUUGUGGGAAAAGACUUUAUCUGGGUCUAUUGCAAUCCGCCGAUGGAACCCGUGGCUGGA